UGCCACUCGGCGCCUCCCCCGCCGGGCCCCGGCUGCGUGGAAGCCGGGCGGCCCUGGUAACUGGGCACGAGGCGCGGAGGGGGCGAGCCCGGCGCGCGGGUCUCAUUGUUGGGGGGGGGCCCGUCGGGGCAUGAGGGCGAGAGCACGGCGGGGGGGGCGGCCAGACAGAGCGUGCGAGGAGGAGGAGGAGGAGGACGCCGAGGAGGAGGAAGGAGGAGGCAAAGAAAAGAAGCGGCCGCGGCGGCGGCGGCGGAGGAGGAGGAGGGAGCGAGGAGGCGCGCAGCCCCCCGCUCCCUCCCUCCCCCCCUGACCCCCGACCCCCGCCGGCCGGCCCCCCGCCCCAGCCCCGGAGGGAGCUCAUGGGAGUAUGAAGGAGAUGGUAGGAGGCUGCUGCGUAUGUUCGGACGAGAGGGGCUGGGCCGAAAACCCGCUGGUCUACUGUGAUGGGCACGCGUGCAGCGUGGCUGUCCACCAAGCUUGCUAUGGCAUCGUCCAGGUGCCAACAGGACCCUGGUUCUGCCGGAAAUGUGAAUCUCAGGAGCGAGCAGCCAGGGUGAGGUGUGAGCUGUGCCCACACAAAGACGGGGCAUUGAAGAGGACUGACAAUGGAGGUUGGGCCCAUGUGGUGUGUGCCCUCUACAUCCCUGAGGUGCAGUUUGCCAACGUGCUCACCAUGGAGCCCAUCGUGCUGCAGUACGUGCCUCAUGAUCGCUUCAACAAGACAUGUUACAUCUGCGAGGAACAGGGCCGCGAGAGCAAGGCAGCCUCAGGAGCCUGUAUGACCUGUAACCGCCAUGGAUGUCGACAAGCUUUCCAUGUCACCUGUGCGCAAAUGGCAGGCCUGCUGUGUGAGGAAGAAGUGCUAGAGGUCGACAAUGUCAAGUACUGCGGCUACUGCAAAUACCACUUCAGCAAGAUGAAGACUUCCCGGCACACCAGCGGGGGAGGUGGGGGAGCAGGAGCAGGAGCAGGAGGAGGCAGUACCGGGGGAGGUAGCAGUGGCUUCAUCACUGGCAGGAGAAGCCGGUCAUCCUCCCCACCCACCCAGCAGGAGAAGCACCCUUCCCACCACGAGAGGGGCCAGAAGAAGAGUCGAAAGGACAAGGAACGCCUUAAACAGAAGCACAAGAAGCGGCCUGAGUCACCCCCCAGCAUCCUCACCCCUCCCAUGGUCCCCAGUGCUGACAAGGUCUCCUCAGCUGCUUCCUCUUCCCACCAUGAGGCCGGCACUCAGGAGGCCUCUGAGAGCAGCAGGGACUCGAAGGGGAAAAAGUCUUCCAGCCAUAGCCUGAGUCACAAGGGGAAGAAGCUGAGCAGUGGGAAAGGUGUGAGCAGUUUCACCUCCGCCUCCUCCUCCUCUUCCUCCUCCUCUUCCUCCUCCUCUGGGGGGCCCUUCCAGCCUGCAGUUUCGUCCCUGCAGAGCUCCCCUGACUUCUCUGCCUUCCCCAAGUUGGAGCAGCCAGAGGAGGACAAGUACUCCAAGCCCACAGCUCCCACCCCUUCAGCACCCCCCUCUCCCUCAGCCCCCGAGCCCCCCAAGGCUGACCUCUUUGAGCAGAAGGUGGUCUUCUCUGGUUUUGGGCCCAUCAUGCGCUUCUCCACCACCACCUCUAGCUCGGGCCGGGCCCGGGCCCCAUCCCCUGGGGACUAUAAGUCUCCCCACGUCUCGGGGUCCGGGGCCUCAGCAGGCACCCACAAGCGGAUGCCCACACUGAGCGCUGCCCCUGCGCCUGCUGAGGAGACCCUUGAGACAGGCCUGAAGGAGAAGAAGCACAAAGCCAGCAAGAGGAGCCGACAUGGGCCAGGCCGUCCCAAGGGCAGCCGGAAUAAAGAGGGCACUGGGGGCCCAGCUGUUCCUCCCCUGCCUGGUGCCCAGCUGGCUGGCUUUACCGCCACUGCUGCCUCACCCUUCUCCGGAGGUUCCCUGGUUAGCUCCGGCCUGGGGGGUCUGGCCUCCCGCACCUUUGGGCCUUCUGGGAACCUGCCCAGCCUGAGCCUGGAGUCCCCCCUGCUAGGGGCAGGCAUCUACACCAGUAAUAAGGACCCCAUCUCCCACGGUGGCGGAAUGCUGCGGGCUGUCUGCAGCACCCCCCUCUCCUCCAGCCUGCUGGGGCCCCCAGGGACCUCAGCCUUGCCCCGUCUCAGCCGCUCCCCAUUCACCAGCACCCUCCCCUCGUCCUCUGCUUCUAUUUCCACCACUCAGGUGUUUUCUCUGGCUGGCUCUACCUUUAGCCUCCCUUCUACCCACAUCUUUGGAACCCCCAUGGGUGUUGUUAACCCCCUCCUCACCCAAGCAGAGAGCAGCCACACAGAGCCAGACCUGGAGGACUGCAGCUUCCGGUGUCGGGGGACCUCCCCCCAGGAGAGUCUGUCUUCCAUGUCCCCCAUCAGCAGCCUUCCUGCACUUUUCGACCAGACAGCGUCCGCACCCUGCGGGGGCGGCCAGUUAGACCCAGCAGCCCCCGGGACGACUAACAUGGAGCAGCUGCUGGAGAAGCAGGGCGAUGGCGAGGCCGGCGUCAACAUAGUGGAGAUGCUGAAGGCGCUGCACGCUCUGCAGAAGGAAAACCAGCGGCUUCAAGAGCAGAUUCUGAGCCUGACGGCCAAGAAGGAGCGGCUGCAGAUUCUCAACGUGCAGCUCUCUGUGCCCUUCCCCGCCCUACCUGCCGUCCUGCCUGCCGCCAACGGCCCUGUCCCUGGGCCCUAUGGCCUGCCUCCCCAAGCCGGCAGCAGCGAUUCCUUGAGCACCAGCAAGAGCCCCCCGGGGAAGAACAGUCUUGGCCUGGACAACUCGCUAUCCACGUCUUCCGAGGACCCACACUCAGGCUGCCCCAGCCGCAGCAGCUCGUCGCUGUCCUUCCACAGCACGCCCCCACCGCUGCCCCUGCUCCAGCAGAGCCCUGCUACUCUGCCCCUGGCCCUGCCGGGGGCCCCUGCCCCGCUCCCGCCCCAGCCACAGAACGGGCUGGGCCGGGCACCCGGGGCAGCGGGGCUGGGGGCUAUGCCCAUGGCUGAGGGGCUGUUGGGGGGGCUGGCGGGCAGCGGGGCCCUGCCCCUCAAUGGGCUCCUGGGGGGGUUGAAUGGGGCUGCCGCCCCCAACCCUGCGGGCUUGAGCCAGGCUGGCGGGGCCCCUACGCUGCAGCUGCCAGGUUGUCUCAACAGCCUAACGGAGCAGCAGAGACACCUCCUGCAGCAGCAAGAGCAGCAGCUCCAACAGCUCCAGCAGCUCCUUGCCUCCCCCCAACUGACCCCGGAACACCAGACCGUUGUCUACCAGAUGAUCCAGCAGAUACAGCAGAAGCGGGAUCUGCAGCGGCUGCAGAUGGCCGGGGGCUCCCAGCUGCCCAUGGCCAGCCUGCUGGCAGGAAGCUCCACCCCGCUGCUGUCCGCGGGCACGCCUGGCCUGCUGCCCACAGCAUCUGCCCCACCCCUGCUGCCCGCCGGAGCCCUGGUGGCUCCCUCCCUCGGCAACAACACAAGUCUCAUGGCCGCAGCAGCUGCAGCCGCAGCAGUAGCAGCAGCAGGCGGCCCUCCAGUCCUGACUGCCCAGACCAACCCCUUCCUCAGCCUGUCGGGGGCAGACGGCAGUGGCAGUGGCCCCAAAGGAGGGACCGCUGACAAAGGAGCCUCAGCGAACCAGGAAAAAGGCUAAAUCCACCCAUACUCCUCCUGACCACCCCCCCCCCAAGUGGAGGGGGCAGUCCUGGCCUCAGGGCCUAACCUGGAGCAGGCACCUGCGCCCAGACACUGGAGAGCCCGGGCCCAGAGCACGUGCUGAGACCUGGGGAGUGUUUGACACGCUGGCUGGCGCUGAGGACUGAGAUGAGAGGGAGGAGCUCCUUCCAUCUGGCCCCUUCCCCAUCUGCACUAACCUUUUGUGAGGGGCUCAGAGGGAGGACAGGCUCUAAGUCCGCCUAGGAGCCCCUACUCUCAGCAAAUGUUUUGAGGUCCCCCAGAGAGCAAAGUGGGCCACAGCAUAAGUGGGGGGUUGGAUGGACCUGCCACAUAAAAUAGAUCAGCACUUGAGUGGGAAGAGUGGGGAGAGUGGGGGGACAGGCCCUGGGCCUGCCCCUUCACAGAAAUCUUAGAAGAAGGGGUGGUCCUACUGUACCUGCAGUUUCUUCCCAACUUGGGCAGAUGGCAGGAGGGAUCCCUUGGACUGUUUCUCACCAGUCCCCUUCCACUGCCCCCCAAAAAGGGUCACAAGCUGAGCUUGUAAAAGCCCAUAGACUAGGGGGCUGAGGAAGGGGCCGGAUGGCCUCAAACUCUGCCCAAGCCUCCCCACUCGGUGGGGGUGGGCAGUGAUGGGAUGGUGGGGGACAGGGAGGAGGUCCAGCCCCCUGGGUGCCCUGCCCCUUGUUUGCACUAUUGGAUUUAGGAGUGCCGAGGGUGGGGAGACGGAGCUGCCUGACUCAGAGAGCGUGUGUGCGUCUGCGUGUGUGUCUGUCUGUCUAUCUCCGCCUGGACCUGGAGCAGCUGAGGCCAGGGGUGGAGUAGUGCUCGAGGCGGGGGAGGCUCCCAGCUCUUGUUUGUACCUUCUCCACCUCACCAACUUUGGUCCCUUUCCGGGGCACGAAUGGUUAACAAAAACCAGAACAGUACUCCAAUAUUGGAGAGUAACUGGGGGCUGAGGGCUUUGAAUCAGGGUAAUAUCCUGCCUUCCCUCCCCCAGACCCCACAGGGUCUCAGUGCCCUUCAGAGCUCCCCUUCCCCACUGGUCCUGCCUCCUGGCAGAGGGGAGCUCCAGGGAUUGGGAGACAGGGCAGGGGUGGGUAAAGUGCCACUUUCUUUAGUGAAGACCUCCCUCCCAGAAUUAGCCAGCCCGUUUCCUGCACCCUACCCCCACCCCACCAACCAGGGGAGACUUAAGCUUAAGCUGACCUAACUGUCCUUUCGCCCACCAGCUAUUUCCCCCUGGGUAUAGUAGGCAACACUUAAAUUUUCACCUUAAAGAGUCCACCUGCCCAGAGCCUUUGGUGACGAAGGCCCAAGGGCCGGUGGGACAGCCAGGAGAGGGGCAGAGUUGAAGCCUGUGUCUGUGUUUCAGUUGCACUGGGGUUGGAGCCGGGAGAAGGCAUUUCCAGCUUUCCCUGAUGCUCAUGUCUUGUCAGUUUCUUUGCAUGUGUGGAUUUUUUGUGUGUGUGUUUCUGUUUGGGUUUUUGUUGUUGUUGGGUUUUUUUUUUUAAAUAAAGCAAAGAAGAUGUGUAUAUUUUUGGCAAUGACAGAAAUGUAGUGGAGAUAUAUUUUUGCCUGUGCUGCUCAACUGGUUUUUUUCUGAUACUGAAAAUAAUAUUAAUAUUCCUGUUGAUAAGACUUUGUAAGAUGUUAGGGAGCUGAUAAUGGAGGGGGGGUGGGACUCCUUCAGAGGCAAUUUCUUAGGCACUUGCAAGGGCUUGUGGGAGGGGAGAUGCAGUUGUGAUGACCUCAGAAAUACUCACUUUUUAUUAAUGCUAAAUAUCAGUUAGAAAUUAUAGAAUUCAGCAUUUUAUUCAUCUUCAUCUAUUAAGCUCUCUAACUCCCUGCCCCCAAACCACUGAAAAGAAAAAUAACCCUCAGAGAUUCUUAAAAGAAUUAUUCAUUCACACCCACGCCCUUGCCCAAGGCCCGCCCACUUAGAGCUGAAGUCAACUUCUCUGCUGGAUGGUGAUGAAGUAAAUCCGCUGUGGUGCAGAGUGAGAGGUCCAAAUGAUUUAGUGCACUGGAAACAAGGCCCUCCCUCCCAGCCCCCACAAGUCUGGGGUUCUCAUCUCCAAGAGUCUGUGUUUUCCAGCUUUCCCCAGGCUGGGGUGCAGCAGCUGGUUGUCAGGCUAGAUUUACAGACGGGACCUAGGCUGCAUAUGGAUUGGUGCUGUCCCUCUCCCUCGAUUUGGGGUUGGGGGGCGGUGUAGGAGAAUGGUGGUAUCUUUCCACCUUUUAGAGAGCUUUAUACUAAUAGGAAAGGUCUGGAGAUCUUCACGAGGGAUCAGGUUCCCAAUAUGGCGGGGGUGGGGGGUCAGUGGCUACACUGACCUCACCCUCCUCUCCCAGCCUCGGUCCCUUUUUCCAGGAUGAAUUUGGAUGCAGAGUGGGAAGGGAUGCAGAUUUAUAGAUCUCUGUCUACGGGAGCGGAAGGAUGUGGUUUGUGGGGCAGAAGUGGAGUUUGAAAAUGCAUGAGAGUGGAGCUUCGUGUGUCAUCACCCUCAGCUCGGAGGUAUGAGUGGGGUGUGCAUGCAGAGCUGCUGUCUGGUCUUGAGGUCACAACUGGUGCAUGAGUGUCAGAGCUGGAAGGGACUGGUUCUUAAAGGUUUGAGCCAGCUCCUCAUUUCAUAGGUGAUACCUCCAAGCCUCAGAGGGGUAGGGGACCAGCCCUCAGGACCCUGGCCUCCUGGUCCUCCACUCUCCCUUCCCACUGCACUGCCUCCAUGGGCUGUCUGUCUGUCGCUGUGUGUGUGACAUGUGUGAGUGCAGGGCUGUGCCCAGGGUGGGAGGGUAUCUAUGUAGCACUGUCUUAGCUCAGAGCUGAUGGAUCCUCUUCAUAGACAAUGACACUUUAAAGAUUGCUUUUGAAAAGUUUUUCCUGUGUGUGAGUUUUUUUCCCUCAGGCUCCUGGGUCUGCUACUGCCUCCAGGUGCCCUUGCCUUGAGGCUGAUGAGCACACACCUGCCAUCUUGUACUGAGUUCUAGGGAAGUACUCCUAGGAAGGGCCCAGCCCAGGGAGGGGAGCCAGAGCCAGGGGCCAGCUCUGAGGAAGGGUGACCUCCACACUUCCCUUUCCCAAACUGGAAAUGCAGACAAGUUUUCAAAGGCAGUCUCCCCCUGCUAGUUUCCAGCAUCUUCCUUGGUGUGUGGUGGGCCUGAGUUAGGGGUAGGCAGCUUGCUCCCAAUUCUCCUUUAUCUCAACUUACUUUCCUGGGGAGAGGUGCCUGGAGGGAUUCAAGUCACUUCCAUUGGGAAUUUGGAAGAAGGUGGGGCCCAAUACGGGGCAGCCUGCAGCCACAUCAAUCCCAUUAAGUGUCUAGCUCCCUGCCACUUUGACUUGAUCUACUGAAAAGUUGGGGACUGUGGGGUGCCUU
Messenger RNA from Rhinolophus ferrumequinum (greater horseshoe bat), 7052 nucleotides. It is a transcript of the gene MLLT6, whose product is annotated as MLLT6, PHD finger containing. The transcript is spliced from 20 exons. Gene Ontology annotation, biological process: regulation of transcription by RNA polymerase II. Bases 368 to 3652 code for a protein of 1094 amino acids. The record is from RefSeq and is a predicted model, not a curated record. Gene Ontology annotation, cellular component: nucleus. Gene Ontology annotation, molecular function: histone binding; nucleosome binding. NCBI's taxonomy places the organism in Eukaryota, Metazoa, Chordata, Mammalia, Chiroptera, Rhinolophidae.